AGCUUCCCAACGCCCCAUGGCUAGAGGGGCCUUUGCUGGCAGCAGCCAAGAUGCUGGCAAGGAGCUUGGCUUGGAAGGGGGGCUGCUCUGCCAGUUGAUCCGCUCCCCGGAUUACAACCUGUUCCCCAACUCGGCUGUUUUUGAGAGCAACUUCGUCCAGGUCACAAAGAAGGGGAAAUGGGUGGACAUCACCAAUACCCCCACCAUCGUGACUCUGGGAGUUACCUCCUCGGACCCCUGCCUCCCACUCCCCAACGUGCUCCUGAUGGCCAAGCACCGGGCCCCUCUUCGGAGGGUCAACACUGGCAGUCCCAGGCUGUCGCUCAUGGAUCUGACCAGGCUGCUUCCCCUCCGGUACGUCCGGCUCUCUGUCCAUAACGCUGACCAGCGCAUCUUGCGCAUCCAGACAGUGACCAAGAAGGUGUAUUACCUGCAGCUGCACCAGGAGCACCCCCGGGCCGUCUUUGCCCUCUGGAGCCGCCUGACUCACAUCCUGCAGAAGGGCCUCUCCAUCACAACCAAGGACCCGGCCAUCCGCAUCCGGCACAGCCUGGUCUCCAGUCGCAGCAGCAGUGCCUCCAGCACCACCUUGUCAGUGGAGCGCUCAGAGAUGGUGCUGAAGAGCCCAGGGGUGAUGAAGAGAGUUGGGAGGAAGGUGUCGGGCGUCAUCUCCCAGAUCUCCCGGCGACCCCAGCGGAACCUGGAGAGGCCACGGAGAGUCUCCUUCCAGGAGCAGAGCCUGGAAGACAUUUCGGAUCUCUCCAACAACAUUAAAGUUCUCUUCUACGACAUGCCUCCGCCGCUGGUGUGCGCGCGAUGCAAGGGGCGGCUGCCCAGGGCCGAGCCCCGAAGAAUCCGCGGGGACGUCCGGCACGCCGACUCGGAUCUGGAGCUCGCGCCCUGGACGGACCGGAGGAACCACGGCCUCUGGCAGCAGGAAACGCCCUCCUGGCUGCAGCCCCUCUGCCGGCUCAGCAGCCUGGCCGCCGCGGGCUGGAAGUAGGGCGGGCCGGGCCGGGACCCCGGAGGGGCGGGCGGGCCUGCCCGGAGACGCAGAAACCCAGACGGGCAGAGGAGCGACUGGCGGAGCCAAAGCAGAGAAAUAAAGCUACCGGCUGGACCCGAGCCCGGGC
Molecule: messenger RNA, 1133 nt
Organism: Candoia aspera
Lineage: Eukaryota; Metazoa; Chordata; Lepidosauria; Squamata; Candoiidae
Gene: GARIN1A
Product: golgi associated RAB2 interactor 1A
Exons: 6
Coding region: 17-1003 (328 amino acids)
Cellular component (GO): nucleus
Source: RefSeq, a predicted model, not a curated record